Molecule: messenger RNA, 1202 nt
Organism: Aureobasidium subglaciale EXF-2481
Lineage: Eukaryota; Fungi; Ascomycota; Dothideomycetes; Dothideales; Saccotheciaceae
Exons: 3
Coding region: 25-981 (318 amino acids)
Biological process (GO): rRNA methylation; box C/D sno(s)RNA 3'-end processing
Cellular component (GO): nucleolus; box C/D methylation guide snoRNP complex; small-subunit processome
Molecular function (GO): RNA binding; rRNA methyltransferase activity; histone H2AQ104 methyltransferase activity
Source: RefSeq, a predicted model, not a curated record
UAUCUAUACAAAACUCACUUAACAAUGGCUUUCACUCCCAGAGGACGUGGUGGUUUCGGCGACCGUGGCGGUAGAGGUGGUGGCAGAGGCGGAUUUGGCGACAGAGGAGGUCGCGGCGGCGGCAGAGGUGGUGCCCGCGGUGGCUUCGGUGGAGACCGUGGAGGCCGUGGUGGCGCUCGCGGUCGCGGCGCUCCUCGGGGCCGUGGUGCUCCUCGCGGCGGCGCCGCUGGCGCGCGUGGUGGCGCGAAAGCUGUAGUGGAGCCUCACCGUCACGCCGGCGUAUUUAUCGCGAGAGGCAAGGAAGACCUUCUUUGUACCAAGAGUAUUGCACCCUCGGUGUCGGUGUAUGGCGAGAAGCGCAUCACUGUCGACUCUCCCGCCCCUGUUGUUGAAAACGGCGAGACUGCUGCUGCCACAAAGGUCGAAUACCGUGUCUGGAACCCCUUCCGUUCGAAGAUCGCCGCUGGUAUCCUCGGUGGUCUCCAGGACAUCUACAUGAAGCCCGGCAGCAAGGUCCUCUACCUCGGUUCCGCCUCCGGUACCUCCGUUUCUCACGUCGCUGAUAUCGUCGGUCCCACCGGUACCGUCUACGCCGUCGAGUUCUCUCACCGUUCAGGCCGUGACCUGAUCAACAUGGCUACCCACCGUACCAACGUCAUCCCCAUCGUUGAGGACGCCCGUCACCCUCUCAAGUACCGCAUGCUCGUCGGCAUGGUCGAUGUCAUUUUCGCCGAUGUUGCCCAGCCCGAUCAGGCCCGUAUCGUCGGUCUUAACGCCCACUUGUUCCUCAAGGUCGGCGGUGGUGUCCUUGUCUCCAUCAAGGCCAACUGUAUCGACUCGACCGCUGCCCCCGAGGCCGUCUUCGCCCGUGAGGUGCAAAAGAUGAGAGAGGAGCGCAUCAAGCCCAAGGAGCAGCUUACCCUUGAGCCCUUUGAGAGAGAUCACGCCAUGGUUGCUGGUAUCUACCAGCGCGCAGCAUAAACUUGACCCGCAAACUAAAUCGGUUUCGCGCGGUUGCGUUUUGUUUCUACUGUGUCAUACGUGUACGAUCUUCUUGCUUACAAAAUGGGAGUGUCAGAGGAGAACGGCUAUUUCUUCUCUUGUGGCUUUUGGGAAGUGGCGUUUUGUGGUGCAAACAUUCAUCAUCCUGGGAGUUUUACGGGCUUAAAGAGCGUGAAAUGCAACAUUUUCUUAUUUCUUCU